Molecule: messenger RNA, 7632 nt
Organism: Scomber scombrus (Atlantic mackerel)
Lineage: Eukaryota; Metazoa; Chordata; Actinopteri; Scombriformes; Scombridae
Gene: arhgef10la
Product: Rho guanine nucleotide exchange factor (GEF) 10-like a
Exons: 26
Coding region: 247-4035 (1262 amino acids)
Biological process (GO): actin cytoskeleton organization; positive regulation of stress fiber assembly; SREBP signaling pathway
Cellular component (GO): cytosol
Molecular function (GO): guanyl-nucleotide exchange factor activity; protein binding
Source: RefSeq, a predicted model, not a curated record
GUUACCUCAUCCAGAGCAGCUAGUGCACACGGAGCCGGGAGAACUUGUGGGAAAGUAAACAGCACAGGAGAAUUCCAAUCUGUGUUCAGCCACUUGCAGCACUCACAGGAGACUAUAAAGAUGAAUGUGCUGGACCUGGCAGUGUGCUAAAAACUGGGAGUUUAUGGGAGGUAACAAGGAUUAAAGGGUCACCAGGGAGUGCCUGAAGCUUCUCGGAGGACAUACUACUGAGGACAAGGAGCUAUCAUGUCUGCUGUGAUAACUCAGCAACCGCCAAAGGAGGAUGAAGAGGAGGAGGAGGAGGAGCAAGGGGAAGAAUUUGUGUUUGAAGACAGCACGGAUGAGGAGAAACUUCAGGAGGACAGUAAAGGAGUCGGCCCCGAAUCUGCAAAACCUGUCCAGAUGUCAAAAAAGGAAGACAGUGUGACAUCAGACAAUGUAUCACAAACAGUCACAGACAGCACACAACAACUUUCUAAACCUUUGCCUCCUGCUGGACAAGAGGAAAUUCCCACCAAGGAUGUAACUCCCACUACAGAUGUUCCAGUUAGUGAGUCUCCCAGCUGGGCCUCAACAGCAGCCGAUCCCAGUAUCCCAGCUCCGCGUGUGGGAGAGGAGCUUCCGAGGCUUCCUGUGGCGCCAUCAGCUGUGGAGGUGGCGGCUGAUUCUGGAGACAACAGCAAGGAAACCGUUAAGGAAAGUUCCGGCUCCAGGGACAUCUCUGAAGCGGUACGUGCGCCUGAAGCUGAGUCGCAGGCGGCGGAGGAUUUAGAGGUGAUCUAUGAUGAUGUUCCAAGUGAGGACCCCGUUUCUCCUGAUGACGCAGAUAUCUAUGAAGAUGUUCAGAGGGACAGUGCUCCUGUGAACACAGACAAUGGGUGGAGCUCCAGCGAGUUUGAGAGCUAUGACGAGCAGUCUGAUAACGAGAGCAAACAACCAACACGGAGCAAGGUUCAACAGCUCAUGAAGGCGGCGAGAAGCGGAACGAAGGAUGGGCUUGAAAAGACCAAAAUAGCCGUCAUGCGGAAAGUUUCCUUCCUUCAAAGAAAAGAUACAUUAGAAGAGGAGGAUGAUGCAGGAUACCUGGAUGUGGCUGUGUCAGAAGUGAAGCAUCCUCCCCCACAGUUGAGCCCCAUGCCAGAAGGGCUGACCAACCACCAGGUUGUCAGACGCCAUAUCCUCGGCUCCAUCAUUCAGAGUGAGCGCAGCUACCUGGAGUCUCUCAGGAGGAUCCUGCAGGAAUACCACAGACCGCUGAUGGAAGCUGAUCCUCGCAUCCUGAGUCCACGGAAGAUCCGGCCUAUAUUUUACCGAAUCAGGGAGAUUACACAGUGCCACUCCAUGUUUCAGAUUGCUCUGGCAUCUCGUGUGGCUGAGUGGGACACCAGUGAGAAAAUUGGAGACUUAUUUGUUGCUUCGUUUUCCAAGUCCAUGGUGCUGGAUGUAUACAGUGAGUACGUGAACAACUUCACCAACGCCAUGGCUCUCAUUAAAAAGGCAUGCAUGUCAAAACCGGCCUUUUUGGAGUUCUUAAAGAAGAAGCAGGCAUCCAGUGUUGACCGGAUCACUCUGUACGGCCUGAUGGUUAAGCCCAUUCAACGAUUCCCUCAGUUCAUAUUGCUCCUGCAGGACAUGCUUAAGAAUACACCAAAGGGCCACGUGGAUCGUCUGCCCCUGCAGCUUGCUCUGACAGAGCUGGAGAUGCUGGCAGAGAAGCUGAAUGAACAGAAAAGAGUAGCUGACCAGAUUGCAGAGACUCAACAACUAGCCCGCACCGUCAGUGAUCGCCUGCUCAGUAAGCAACUGAACUCGGAGCAGGGGUCACUGGUCCUUUGUGAGACGCUUAUAGAGACUGUGUAUGGCGAGCGGGGACAAGUCCUGAAGUCGAAGGAGAGAAAGGUCUUUCUCUUUGAUGAUGUACUCAUCUGUGCCAACAUAAAUGUCAAGGGGCCUCCGGAUAUCAGCAGCCUGGUCCCUGUGGGCCCAAAGUACACAAUGAAGUGGAGCGCCCCCUUGCAGCAGGUGCAAGUAGUAGAAGUCGGACAGGAGGGCGCUCAAAACAAAGACACCAUCUUCCAACAGAGUGGGGCCAAACGGCAGGGUGGUGCUUGUGCUUCAGGUAAAGCAAUCCUGGGGCCUCCACGUCUCUACCAGGAGCUGCAGGAACUACAACAUGACCUUUCUGUUGUGGAGGAGGUCACUCUCCUCGUGGGCACGCUGCAGGGACAAUACCAGAACCUGAACACCACCGUGGCACAGGACUGGUGUCUGGCUCUGCAGAGGCUUAUUCGCAUCAAAGAAGAACAGAUCCAGAGUGCUAACAAAUGUCGCUUACGCCUGCAGGUGCCCGGCAGGCCAGACAAGUCAGGGCGUCCUGUCAGUUUCAUGGUGGUCUUCAACACUCCCAACCCCCUUAGUAAGAUCUCCUGGGUCAACCGUCUGCACCUUGCCAAGAUUGCACAACGAGAGGAGAAUUCACCAGGUUGGUUAUACGGAGAGGAUGAAGGGAAAACCAUGGCUCCAUUUUUGUCUCCGCUGCUCGCCUCUCACAUGCCUGUCUUUGCUGCAAAGUCACCAGAGAGAAAGCUUGAAGCUGCCAUCCACAAUCCUGUCCACUGUGCAUUGUUGGGUUUCUCUGCAGCAAGCACCUCUUUACCUCAAGGCUAUCUCUGGGUGGCUGGUGGAGGAGAAGGCUCUCAGGGGCAGAUAGAGAUAUUUUCCCUCAACAGGCCCAUGCCAAGGGCUGUGAAGAGCUUGCAAAUAGGCUCUGCGGUCCGAUGUCUGGAAUAUGUGCCAGAACCUUCUCCGACUGAGGACGUGGAGACUGGAAUUCAGAAGGCCCCCUCAGGGAUGGGUGCCAACAUUUGUGUUGGAUUAGACAAUGGACGCAUUCUGGUCUACGGCAGUGUGGACACUGCAGCACAGUGCCUAUUGACCCUUCAUAACCCAGAGGGCUGCCCUGUGCUGUGCCUGAAGCACUCCUCUCGCUUCCUGUUUGCAGGCCUGCGGAACGGGAACAUGAUGGUUUAUGGAAGAAACAACAGUGAUGAUCUUUGGGACCCUGAUUCCUGCAGAUGUGUAAAUCUGGGUUCAGAACCAGUACGGAUGUUGUUGGUGCUGGAUGACUCAGUGUGGGCAAGCUGCGGGAACUACGUCACAGUCAUGGACAUCUCCAGCCUCAACACUCAGAAGUUUGAAGUUCAUCCAGACCCAAUGGUCAGCGUCGCACACAUGGCACGUGCCGGUGGAGGGGUUUGGAUGGCGUUCUCCGAGGGUUCCUCCAUUCGUCUCUUUCAUACUGAAACACUGGAACUUCUGCAGGAAAUCAACAUCUCCACACGCUCAACACUGCUGAACACUGGUCAAAAGAACAUACGGGUCACAAGUCUCCUAAUUUGCCAGGGGCUGCUAUGGGUUGGUACUGCCCAAGGCUUAAUUAUCACUCUUCCAGUCCCCAAACUGGAGGGCAUCCCCAAAAUAACAGGAAAGGGAAUGGUCUCUCUAAAUGCCCACUGUGGGUCUGUGGACUUCCUGGUGGCCACCACAAGCACCCUCUCUCCAGAACUUCUAAAGAGGGAUUCCAUCGGGGAUGGACCAGACUCUGCCUGUGGAGGCGAGGACCGCAGCGACACCUCCUCUCAGGAAUCCCUGCAACAGUCCAGUUCCUACCAGGGAGAGGCGAGAGGCAAAGCACGUGGUGUUCUGCUGCAGUACAAGCUGCGCUCCACAUCAGGGCUGCCUGGGCGGCCUUUAACGGCAAUGGGCGAUGAGGCGUCAGACUCCUCCCUGGAGUCUUUGGAACACAGUGUGGAAGAUGGAUCUAUAUAUGAGCUCAGUGAUGACCCAGAAAUGUGGGUUCGGGGGCGUCCUUGUGAGAGGGACGGGGGACGCAGAGACAGGGUGAUUUCUGCAGCUGUUAUCUCUGGAGGCAAAGGCUUCCGUAGACUGAAAGAAGGUGCACCAGCAGGUACUAGGACAAGUGGGGAGGCUUUAGAGAAUAUUCUAAUGGUAUGGCAGCUCCCACUGACAGUGUGAUAUGGAAAAUAUAUGGCAAGGUGAAGCUUAUUUAUAGAUCCCAGCUUAGCCUUGAGUCACCUGUUCCAUAAAUUCAAGGGAUUUGAAUAUGUGUUGAGAGGGUGUUGCCACUAUUACAGAACUUGACAUCUUAUGAUAUAGCAUGUGGAAUAAGGAAGCUAUAUGCUCUUCACCAGAGGUACUGUCAGCCGAUAGAACAUUUGAAUGUUAAGUAUUGUACGUCAUCAUCUUCCCAGCAGUGGCAGAGGCCGCCACAGAUUAGUUCCUUGUGGUUAUUUUGAUCUGGUUCCUCUUCCUGCCUUAGUUAAGAUUAAUAUGCCUCAAUUGAACCUCAUCAUUGCUGUGUGUGCUGUGCCACAUUUAUUUUAUGUGAAGGACUUCUGUGUGAGCACCCAUGGACAGCAUGCCUUUGAGAGGCAGCCUUUGUUGAAUCCGCCAUGCUCUGCAGAGUUAGAGAUGGACAUCUUUUAUCUGAUCCUGCGAGAGAGAUCCCAUCUGUUAAGAGCUGAAAACUGGGGACUACCACCGCAUCACAAAGCACAUUAGCAUCACUUUAUUAGCUUUGCCAGCCAGUCUCUCAUCCCAUACAAUGUGAAUGUAAGAUACCUUCUAUUGUGUCUCAAAAUUGAAUCUGGGCUCUCUUAAAAAAAAAAAGAAAGAACUUCAUUUUUAUGGUUUUGCUGCAGCUUUCGCAAAAAAAUUCGGUAACAAAAAAAUGACUUGCUUCCAAGAGCUUACCAUGGAUUUGUUGAGGAGGGCCAUGUUAAUACAGACUGACCGUAAAAUCAUCCAAACAAACUGGGAUUUUUUUGCUGUUUGCAAAAUCAAAAGUUGGGAGAGAGGAAGUCAUUGCUUUAUAUAGCAGAAUCUAUAUUUGCACUGUAGAAAUCCUGUAAUUAUUACCGUUUAAUUUGAGGAAAAGAAUCUUCUUGGUAUCACAUUUUAAAGUAUUAUCUUGUCCAAAUUAUGUAAAUGACAGAUAUCUUUCAUUAUUCACUGUCAUCUAUCAUCAGCAUAAAACAAAUGUGUGCACCGCCUUCUUAAUACACAACUCACAUUAGCUGGAAGCUCCAGUUAAAAGCUAAACUCUAUACACAGAUGAUGUAAUAAAUGCUGCAGCCAUCCAAACUGCUGUUGGCUAUGUCUCAACAGAGAGAACCUACCUAAGAGAGAUGAGCAUAUUUACAUGCACAUUCAUUUUCAAUAGCAUCUGAGUUGAUUAAGAUGAGCCCCCAUUACAGUUAACACACUGUACACUGAUGUAUAUUAUUUGUGACAUUAGCAAGGCCACUGAGUCAUUUAAACCUUGUCCAUAAACACUUGUUUUCCCUCUGUCAUGAUAGUAUUUUUGGUAAACACUUGGAGUUUAAUGCAGACAUUAAUAUUUUAUGAUGAAGAUAUGAGGAUUCAGAUAAACAAGUUGUCAUCACUGUUAGAUGAAAAUCUCACAUCUCCAUUUUUGUUGGUAAUCAUGUAGAUGGAAGCCAUCCGACUAUGAACAUGGCUUUGAGGAUUUUCAAUAAACUGAGCAAUAGUGAAGGUUAUUGUAUAUCAUUGUUCUCCACCUCUGUCUCUACUUAGCCUUUCCACCACACAUGGAUUCUCGCCUUAUCCCUUCAUCACAGAUGAAGCAUAAAGUUCAUGUUUUGUAUUUCCCUGACGCACAUUGAGGUUUAUUUUCCCUUUUCUUCUCCUCCUUACCACUUUGAUUCAGAGCAUUUAAACAUCCUGCUGUCUGCCAGGAUCAUUCAAAAAAGAAAAAAAAGAUGAUGUAAACUAUCCUUGGAUGCUAUCAUCUAAAUGUAAAUCUCAGUGUCAGGUCAUAAAUGUAUACUCUAAUUCAUGUGAGAUUCAUUGCUGCUGGAGCAACAACACCCUCAUGGUCAUAGAUGUUCAGUCUGAAUAACAGGAUGAGCUUGUAUCCCUGCUUGAGAAACCUAAUGAAAUAUACAUGACUCAUUCACAGAAGCCACCAUAGAAUUUGCAUUGUUGAACUGUUCCUCAAGCGUAUCCGCCAACAGCUGAGAUUUAAUCUCAAAAGUAUCUUGACCUUUGAUGGACACUCACACAUUUCAUUUGCUUACACUACAUGUGUACUAAGUAUUAUCCAUGUGCAGAAUAUUAAUACUCAUGACUGGUCGUACUGUACUACUAAUUAGAACUGCUACUGUACUACUGUAAUUAAACCAAUAUCCCUUUUUGUAAAGAGGACUCUGUAACAGUGUUGAUGUUUUAGAUGAAAGUGAAACAAUUUUAAGCAAUAAUUCCUGUGGUGUUAAAGGAUAAUAUCAGUUUAUUACAAAUUGGAUUUUCUUUUUCCAGGUUCGGUCCUUGUUUCUAUCUGUUAUGAUAACGUACUCACAAAGUUAAUCGCUGAGAUGUAGCACAGUUGCUAAAAAUUAGAAAAGACUGAUAAGCAGUCAGAUUAUCAUACAGGUUUUAAACAAACUCCUGGAUUAGCCAGAAACAAGCAGACGGUAAAUUAUUACCCAAACUGUCUGUUGUAAACAUCUAUUACUGUUAACAGACCAUCUUCCAUGCUGAAACGCUAUUGUACUUUUUCGCAACCACAUAAAGUGAUUGAUAAUUGAAGAGUAGGCUUGUUUACACUUGCACACUGUCUGAGGGCUCAUGUUUCAUUGUAAGACUUCAUUGUAGAAAUUUCAACGUGUUUCCAGAUCUUAGCAAUUAAAAGAACAGCUCUGAAAAAAUUAAGACAUUUUGAGAAAUUUGCUCAUUUGUUUUCUUGCCAAGAUAUACAUAAAGAUUGAAAGUACUCUUGUGUUUAUCUGUUAAAUAUGAUGUUAAAUCAAAAUUAAAUGUUGCACAACUCUUCUCUGAGUUGUGUUAUCUUGCCUUCAUCAAGAUAUUUGAGGCAAAUUAUCUGUGUACUUGUACUAAAGAAUAGUUGUGUUACAUGUUUUAAUUUUGAUGGACUUGCUUAGAAGCUCACACAGGUAACACCUCGCUGCAGAAAGCACAAGGACUUGAAAAUGAGAGAAAACACGUUCCUACUGCAUUAUACCUUGUUUGUUUAAUCCUUUAUAACAGCAAAGUGUAAAAAUAUCAAGUUGUGGUUUAAUGGAGGGUUAUGUCCGUGACUAUUUAUUCACUGGAAGCAAUUUUUGGGAAACCAGCUGUGACCCGAGGAAAAAAGGCCUCGUAAAGUCACAGUGUGUCAUUUUUACAGGUUGUUUUUUGUUUGGAUUAAACUAAUUAUAUAAAACAUUUUAAUUAUUAAGCUUUAGAGGUUCUGGUAGUUGGAUUUUGUUACCUAUGCCUGCUGUUUCCAGUCUUUGUAUUAAGCUAAGUUGACCGAGUUGUAGUUUCGUAUAUAACAUACAUACAUGAGAGUAAUAUCAAUCUUUAUAUCUAACUCUAAGCAAGAAAGCAUAUAAAAAGUAUAUUUCCUAAAAUGUCUAACUGUUCCUUUAACUUGGCAAUAGUUAUCCUUUAAGCAUUGAUAAAGUAUUAUACUUAUGCCAUUGAAGGUAUAUGGAAACACAGCGCUUGUGUCUUUUGGUACAGUACUUUAAUGUUAAAUGUCUAAACAUUGUCUAACAAGCUUAUGCUAAAUUAAAAUAUCUUUGAACAUGA